This is a messenger RNA of Brassica rapa (field mustard), 842 nucleotides long. Its product is annotated as V-type proton ATPase subunit c2. The record is from RefSeq and is a predicted model, not a curated record. Gene Ontology annotation, molecular function: proton-transporting ATPase activity, rotational mechanism. Gene Ontology annotation, cellular component: proton-transporting V-type ATPase, V0 domain. Gene Ontology annotation, biological process: proton transmembrane transport. Lineage: Eukaryota; Viridiplantae; Streptophyta; Magnoliopsida; Brassicales; Brassicaceae.
ACACGCCGACUAACCGCCAGCAAUUUACUAAAUCUCAUUGUUGACAUAAGUUCGGUUUCCUUCUCUCUCUCUCGCAAAACAUCAAACCGUUUUGUCUCUUUGCGAUCAGAUCUCAUCGGAGAGCAAUUAUGGCUUCAGGUUUCAGCGGCGAUGAAACUGCUCCUUUCUUCGGAUUCCUCGGCGCCGCCGCCGCUCUCGUUUUCUCAUGUAUGGGAGCAGCGUACGGGACAGCGAAGAGCGGGGUCGGCGUGGCGUCGAUGGGUGUGAUGAGACCAGAGCUUGUGAUGAAAUCGAUUGUUCCCGUGGUCAUGGCUGGUGUGUUAGGUAUCUAUGGUCUCAUCAUUGCUGUCAUCAUCAGUACUGGAAUCAACCCUAAGGCCAAGUCUUACUACCUCUUCGACGGCUAUGCUCAUCUCUCUUCCGGUCUCGCUUGUGGUCUCGCCGGUCUCUCCGCCGGUAUGGCUAUUGGUAUCGUCGGCGACGCUGGUGUUAGAGCGAAUGCACAACAACCGAAGCUGUUUGUGGGAAUGAUUUUGAUUCUCAUCUUUGCUGAAGCACUGGCGCUGUACGGUCUCAUUGUUGGUAUCAUCCUCUCGUCUCGUGCUGGUCAGUCUAGAGCCGAGUGAACUCAGAAAGCCUUUUGGUCAAGUCCUUUUGUAAUGUUUAUGAUAUGUUUCACUUUUGGUUUUCUUUUGUGGCAUUGUGAGUUUUUUGAGUUUCUCAUGGGAACAAGCAAAACAUGGGUGAUAAUCAUUUGACUUUCUGGUUCUAAUUAUAUUUUUCAUUUGCACACUCUAUGGAAUACUUCAAUAAUUAAUAAAACAAUAUGAUGAUUUAGUACC